AUGACCAAGAUCUAUGGAGGACGACAGAGAAACGGUGUCAUGCCCAGGCACUUCAGCAGAGGCUCUAAGAGCGUGGCCCGCAGAGUCCUCCAAGCCCUGGAGGGGCUGAAAAUGGUGGAGAAGGAUCAGGAUGGGGGCCGCAAAUUGACACCUCAGGGACAGAGAGAUCUGGACAGAAUCGCAGGGCAGGUGGCAGCUGCCAACAAGAAGCAUUAG
Messenger RNA from Pipistrellus nathusii (Nathusius's pipistrelle), 216 nucleotides. NCBI's taxonomy places the organism in Eukaryota, Metazoa, Chordata, Mammalia, Chiroptera, Vespertilionidae. The record is from the annotation of a GenBank genome assembly.